Klebsormidium nitens is the source of this 3479-nucleotide messenger RNA. Lineage: Eukaryota; Viridiplantae; Streptophyta; Klebsormidiophyceae; Klebsormidiales; Klebsormidiaceae. The record is from the annotation of a GenBank genome assembly.
CAGCGGGGCUAGAACUUUAAGAAGGCGAGGCUGCCGCUGAUGGUUUCUUUCGGUAUGAGCCAAGUUGAGGCACCCUAGCUACAGUUGCAUGGGCGUCAGGAAAAGCUGCUGAGAUGCAGCAGUGGAUCUUAUAGACGCUUUCUGCAUGUCUAGGUUAAAAUAUCCUGUUGCACUAGGUGCCACAGAUCUUGGCAGGCAAUCCCGUCCAGGACAGCAAGUCAGUUUCACAUUUAAAACCUCGUCUGCUUUGCCAAGUCGCAUCAGCCUAACGGGUCAAGCAACGUCAAAAGCAGCGAAGACUUCCGAGAGGGCGUCCUUUACUGGGUCAAAGCCAGGUUGAACCAGCAUUAGCUUCUGAGAGGGCGUCCUUUACUUCUGAACUCAGCGGUGUGGGGGAUGCGAUGGAGCCUAUUGUGCUUCGGCGGCCGCUGAUGGCACGGGGCCGGCGCAUUGGAAAAGCGGACUGCCGGGUCGUGACCAUCACAUCGUUCUGCGCCGCUCUCUUGGGUGCUGUCAUCUUCGCAAGCUAUCCUGGCCCAGGAACGAGUGCGCCAGGCGCCGCAGGGCUUCUUGCCAACCUCCAAGACCAGGCGGCGACACUCCUUGGCAGCAAUCCAAAAGAAGCAAGAGAAACGCUGCUGGCAGAAACGGUUCGGACAGAUGCAAAUAUGCCAAAAGGUUUAAGCUUUGAGCAAGCCAGUGCUACACUCCAGAAGCCCAAGAGCACCCUCUCAGCCAACGGUCUUCAACUUGCAAUGAAGUCUAAACAGGGGGGUAUAAUGGAAGCGGGUCUCAAAUCUACUUUCCAAGACGCCUCUGACGCCAAUAGAGGAGUUGCUAAGUCAGCUGGGGCCGUAACAACAGAAAAGGCGAUGUUGAAUGUGGACCCAAAGUUUGCCUGGUUGCCAGAGGAGCAGCGGCCGGACUUUGAGGUGGAGGGUGCUGGAUCGGGGUUGUUUCGGAAGCGAAAACCUGUGAAAGAAGUCCGGGUAGAAGAUCCUGACCCAGACUGGGUCUUAGGCAGUCAACACGUCAAGGACACGAGCGUUAGAGACUGGGAAGGGGGAGGGUCAGAAGGUGGGUUAGAGAAAGCAGAGCUUGGGACGGAGGGGGCGGAGGAGAAGGCGUCAGCUCUCAGGGGUGCCGAGGGGGAUGCCGAGCACCGGGCGGUCAUGGUGCGCACCGAAAGCGGUGCCCUUACCCAGCGGGGACAGCUGGCGAGGCGGAAGCAUAGCGGCCCGCACAAUCUGGCACGGCAAUGGGGCGCGGACACGCUGGACAAGAUGGUCCUUGCGAGGGAAGAAUCUGAGGAAAACGGCGGAGGGGAGGGUUUCAGGGGCGAAAGCGAGAGGCCGUGGAAGAGCGCGGCCGCGGCGGGUUUGUCUCCGGGUCCCGCGAACGCGACGCUGAAUGCAACGGGGUUCGCCGCGAGCCUCGCGAACGCGCUGGGCCUCGCGGGAGAGUUGCUCAGCGCGACUGCGGACCUGGAUACGCUGGCGAGGAUGACCGCAGAGGCGAUCAAGUUGCUGACAAACGGGACCCGUCAAGCUGAGAUUACGUCGAGCGCGUCAGGUUUCAAUCAGAGCUUGGGAAACGCCACCGGCUUGUUUGAAACAGUGCUCAGCACCGACACCCAGGCGUCGGCAUUUGUGGAGAAGCUAGCGGGGCUGGGCUUGACGAGACGGGAGGUCGAAGCAGUCUGGGCGAGGAACGGUACGGCCACCUCCGAACGCACAGGUUCGCUUGGUGAGAAUACCUCCUGCAUGGGCUCUAACUGCGCCAUUGCUCGCGCCCUCAACACCCUCUUUCCCGAAGCGCUCAAAACCCGCACUCUCUACAUUGGCCCCGAGCCCUGUCCUCUCUUCCAGCUUCUCAACGGCACCGCACUCAUCGGGCUCGAGCCUGUUUGGAACGCGAGUGCCGAUUCACACACCCAGAGCGCCUAUGCACGCCCCGUCCAGCAGAGCUGCGGCGACUCCAUCACCCUGCAAACGCUGCCGCACGAGCUGCGGAACACCGUGGCCGGAACGGGGAGCACGAUCCCCUUCGACCUGGUUUUCGUCUCCGAGACCUUCGAGAAACUAGACGAGCGAGAAGCUCGGAGGCUGAUUGCUGCGGUGGCUGGUGUCGCCAAAGGCCCUGUCAUCGUCGCAGUUAGCGCCGUCAAGCAGGGAUAUGGCAGGACAUGGGGCGAACCGGAGCAAGAACGGGGCCUGGAGACGUACGAGAGGGACACGUGGUGGGUGGAGGCGUUUGCGACGGAGGGCCUUGUCGAGGCGCGCGCAAAGGCGCCGCUGUUGGAGGAGGCACGUGCCAACCUGCCGGGCGGGGUGCUGCUACACCUGGUCCCGGCGAGGGGGGGCAACAUCACCGAAGAGAGCGCCGGCGAAGUCGCUCCUCUUCUCCUGCCGGAGCGGCACUCCGUAACCAAGACGUCGAGCGGCACUACUCGUCCGGAGCCGCUGAACGACGAGCCGCUAUCGGUGGACACUCUAGACGAGAACGCGCCGUGGACGCACCCGGAAACGGAAUCGACGGAACGGAGAGAGGAGGACCCGCAUACGACAGGCGGGCCGCUCUUUGCCUGGUGGGGCAGCGGGGCCGGCACAGAGGCUUCAAGAACGGCGGAACAGCGGUCCCUUGGACAGGGCUCCCAGCGGGGGGUUUCGCUUAGGGGGGUGGUUGUGCCAGACGGUCUAGGCCGCAAAAGUGACCCCGGGGGGUGGUUACCGGCCGCGGAGACGGCCGGCGGGCGGCAGAAGCCGGCGCUCGGGUUGGCGUCCCGGGCGAGAGAGGGGGUCCCGGAGGAGGGGGGGAGGCUGCAGGAGGCGCUCGAAAAAGAGGCGCUGGCGGCGGAACUUGAGCCCGGGAAGGAUCGGGUGGACCUUGUCACGCUGGCGGGCUCGGAGACAGAGAGCGGCGCAACUAGUACGGAGACGGCAGAGGACCGCAAGGCGCUGAACAAGCGCAUGCCGGAGCUGUUUAGAGGCACCAUAAACUGGGGGUCGUCCGCUAAGGAGGUGCGCAGGGAUCUGGAAGACAAGCGGCGAAGGUUACGGCACGACUAGAGGACCUCCCGCUGCUGAUGUCGCGGGCACAGGCGGCACUUGUAAGAUGGUAGAUGAGUUAUUGGUGCAAGGUGUCUGAGAUGGUCAGAUUGUGCGGGCGUUGGUAACUUAUCUGCUGUAAGCUAGAGGAAAGUAUAACCAUCAUUCGCGCGCUCCUAGUUUGAGAUUCAUAGGCGUGAGAGUAAACAGUUCUGUGUGGACGUACCUGAUUGAACCUCGUCGCAUAGGAACGUGUAGAGAGACAAGCAGGACCUUGGCAGCGAGCAGCGCAACUGAGUACCACAAUUCAUGAUCAAAUUUUCUGUGUACUGACGGUGACCGGAGGAUUACGAGGGUCGUUCUUGACUUCACAAACAAUUCAGUAAGUUUAAGCCUAUUUGGCGGCAUCCGUUGACAAUGAUUGAUGCCAGG